UGUUUUUUUUCUCUUUUUAACAUAGACCUUUCCUCCCCUUAUUCUAAGUCCCUUCCAUCAUCCGAUUCUGCCACCUCCUAAGCUAUGUCGGCGCAACUUGCAAAUCUAGUGGGCAAGAAGAUUCUCGCAGAAUCCGCCCGGAAUCAUUUUGGACAAGAAGACCCCUAUUUCGAAGAGGUUCCCGCGUCACGCUUGAAUCGCGCCUUCGGGAAGAAAACACAAAAGCGACGCAAAGCAAUCCCUCCCGGCCUGUCGCAGAACGACAGCAAGGUUCUGACGCAAGUUAAAAGAAGGGCGUAUCGCUUGGACUUAUGUCUCUUUAGCCUGUGUGGAAUCCGAUUCGGAUGGGGAAGUGUUAUAGGUCUAUUCCCAUUUAUUGGAGAUGGAGCAGAUGCUGCAUUGGCUUUGAUGGUGGUGCACACCUGUGACAAAAUCGAUGGGGGCCUCCCAUCGCGGCUGCGAAUGAUGAUGCUCAUGAAUAUCGUGAUCGAUUUCUUUAUCGGCUUGGUUCCUUUCAUUGGUGACGUUGCUGAUGCCGUGUACAAAUGCAACACGCGGAAUGCCGUGCUUCUGGAAAAACAUUUGCGGGAAAAAGGGGCCAAGGCGCUUGCCAAACAAGAGAGGAGGCAGGAUACAGCGGAUAUGAGCUUGCCGGACGAGUUCGACCGCUAUGAUGACGAUACUUCGGGUGAGCCAUCUCGUCACAAAGGCCAGCCACACAGUAGGAACACUGAUGGACCAGCGAAGCCUCAAGCAGCACGGGUUCCCAAGAAAAGCCGUUCACAAGGCAGAUGGUUCGGAGGAAGAGCUCAACCGGAGGAUGACCUUGAGACUGGAGUGAUCGAUAACUCCCGGCCCUCUCGGCGGCAUUGAUGAUGUCACAGAUAGAUGCAUUCGGGACAGUCAAAAUGAUAAUGC
Molecule: messenger RNA, 918 nt
Organism: Aspergillus eucalypticola CBS 122712
Lineage: Eukaryota; Fungi; Ascomycota; Eurotiomycetes; Eurotiales; Aspergillaceae
Product: DUF4112 domain-containing protein
Exons: 3
Coding region: 85-873 (262 amino acids)
Source: RefSeq, a predicted model, not a curated record